This is a messenger RNA of Peromyscus maniculatus bairdii (prairie deer mouse), 2696 nucleotides long. The record is from RefSeq and is a predicted model, not a curated record. NCBI's taxonomy places the organism in Eukaryota, Metazoa, Chordata, Mammalia, Rodentia, Cricetidae.
CUCAGCCAUGGUCCAGUCAAGACUGUGGGAUCAAGGGCGAGUCAGCACUGGCUAGCAAGACCUGGCUACACUGCCAAGUAGAAAAGCCCACGGCUUGUGCUUUUCUCUGGCCCAGCCAGCCCUAGGAGAAUACAGAGCACCUGCUGAACCCUGGCUGGCUCACAGUGCCCCACCCCUGGGGAGUGGUACAGCCCAAGGGGGACGGCACGGGAACGUCUCACAGGUUCCAGCUCUCUCUCUUUUAUUUUUUUCUUUCUGCUUCCAUGAUUUCGCGACCCCCUCUAGCACCAAGAGAAAACAUCUGGAAAUGUUGCUGGGGGUUGUGAAAUCAUGGAAGCAGAAAGAAAAAAAUAAAAGAGGGAGAGAGGCCGGGUGCCAGACACAGCAGGAGCAUCUUUGUCUGGAUGAGUUGGACUCAUCUCUAGAAACAGAGUUCCAGCCACAAACCUGAGUGGUUUCCAGCAGGAAGGGCAGAGCGAGACAGCCGGAGGAAUGAAGAGAGACGGCUGGCCAGAGGCGGAGGAUCCUGGCGCCCAGCUCUUAAAAAUGGUCAAGAAUUCCUGCCUCUCUGAAAGUCAGGCCUCGGGUAGUUCAGCUUAGUGGAUGCCGACUCACACCAAAACCAAACCCAGAGCCGCCAGCAAGGAUUAGAAACAGCUCUGCUGAUCUUACUCAACUUCGAGCACUGGAUUCAAGAGGGGACCUCCUAAUGUGCUCCCGAAAACCUGUAGCCAAAUCCCAGACCUCCUGGAGCCAACAGGGAAUGGAGCAAGCCAUCACUGAAUAUACUGACGGGGGUGAGCUUUGGAGACGUUGGCCACGCCGAACUGUGUCUGCGGAACCUAUUUGCCAACACACAGUAGUUAGGCAAAAUCAAAGGCCACAAAUGUCAGAGGAGAAAGUGCCAAGUUGUUGAAGAACCUCCUUCUAUCCCUAAGUGCCAAGAGAAGGUGACGCCAAGACUCCUCCCACCCCAGCCUCCUCUGGCUUGAAAGACUCACUUUUUGGGUAAUCCCCUGUGACAUCAUGGGAACAGAGGUGGUUUCAUUUAAGACCAGCGUAAGUCCAGAGAGCUGCCCAGUACAGAAACCUUCCAAGGUAGCUGUCGCCAUCAAAUCUCAGCCGAAGCUGUGAGCUUCUUCGUUUUCUGUCUGGGUCACUGUGGAUGGCGUCCCAGGCCUUGUUGGAGCUGCAGCCCUCUAACCAAAGCCAGCAGACCCCUCCCAACAUCACCUCCUGCGAGGGUGCUCCAGAAGCCUGGGGCCUCCUGUAUAGGGUGCUACCAGGGUUUGUCAUCACCAUCUGUUUCUUUGGCCUCCUGGGGAACCUCUUAGUCCUGUCCUUCUUUCUCCUGCCUCGGCGGCGGCGGAGGCAACACCGCUUAACCAUAGCAGAAAUCUACCUGGCUAACCUGGCAGCUUCUGACCUGGUGUUCGUCCUGGGCCUGCCCUUCUGGGCAGAGAACAUUGAGAACCAUUUCAACUGGCCCUUUGGCACUGACCUCUGCCGGGUGGUCAGCGGGAUCAUCAAGGCCAAUCUGUUCAUCAGCAUCUUCCUGGUGGUGGCCAUCAGUCAGGACCGCUACAGGUUGCUGGUUUACCCCAUGACCAGCCGGGGAUGCCGGCGGCGGCGGCAAGCCAGGGCCACCUGCCUGCUCAUCUGGGUGGCAGGGGCCCUCCUGAGCAUCCCCACCUUCCUUCUGCGGUCUGUCAAAGUCGUCCCCGACCUGAACAUCUCUGCCUGCAUCCUGCUUUUCCCCCACGAGGCUUGGCAUUUUGCAAGGAUGGUGGAGCUGAACAUUCUGGGUUUCUUCCUCCCAUUGGCCGCCAUCAUCUUCUUCAACUAUCACAUCCUGGCCUCCCUGAGAGGGCAGAAGGAGGCCAGCAGGACCCGGUGUGGGGGUCCCAAGGGCAGCAAGACGACAGGGCUGAUCCUCACCCUGGUGGCCUCCUUCCUGGUCUGCUGGGCCCCCUACCACUUCUUUGCCUUCCUGGAUUUCCUGGUCCAGGUGAAAGCAAUCCAGAGCUGUGCCUGGAAGGAAUUCACGGACCUGGGCCUGCAGCUGGCCAACUUCUUCGCUUUCAUCAACAGCUGCCUGAACCCACUGAUUUACGUCUUUGUGGGCCGGCUUUUAAAGAGCAGGGUCUGGGAACAUUAUAAAUGAUGCACUCCCAGAAGUCUCAUGCUCGUAUCCCACAAUGGGAAAGAACUCAUCCGACGGUUCUGACAGAAUUAAAACAGCAGCAAGACAAGAAGCCUGGCUUCUUGACCAACCGUCUGAUACCGUAAAGGCCAUCUGGUUGGCUGACCCACGGCCCACAAGGAUGCCCGGAGAAAUGCUGCUAAUAGGGUAGCAGGGACCUUGCAGUUGUAAUGAAGCUAAGGAUCUGGAGAUUAAGCUGAUCCUGAAGUAGUUGGGGCAGGGGGAGCAAAAUGAUCACAGGGGUCCUUUGAAGCAGGGACUUAGGAGGGCUGGAACCUGUGAAGACUGAAGCAGAGGUCAGAGUGACGAGGAAGGGGCCACAAGCAGAGGACUGCAGGCCCCCUUAGAGGCUGGAGAAGAAAGAGCACAGACAGACGUCUUCUCUGCAACCUCCAGAAAGAACCAGCCCAGCCAACAUGCUGGCUUUAGCCCUGUCCCCCACGACUGUGAAAGAAGAAAACUGUGAGAGAAUAAAGUUGUGUUCUCAUUUGCA